This is a messenger RNA of Spirodela intermedia, 2099 nucleotides long. The record is from the annotation of a GenBank genome assembly. NCBI's taxonomy places the organism in Eukaryota, Viridiplantae, Streptophyta, Magnoliopsida, Alismatales, Araceae.
AUGAGGUCUCCGCCGGGGGGCUUGGGGCCGAGGAGCGUCUGCUGCUGGAUCCGUCUAGUUUUGUGCUCGCUCCUGUUGCCUAUUCCUCCGCUUGGCUUGGCCAUUGAAGAUGGUAAGGGAUAGAGUACUGUUUUCUUUUUAUUUAUUUGCUAAUCUCUUGGCGAUCGAGGGGAAGAGAUUGGGGAAACCCGGGGGAGAGGGACGGCCCGAGUGCUGCUUGGGCUCCCCGCCGUUCUGCAGUCGGAUCGGAAAGAAUUCGUUCAAGACUGCGUGUGAUCGCACUAGCCUUCUUUCCCAUCGUGGCUUGCAUCGAUCUCUGAUUUUCAGUCAUUUCCUCUCUCAUCUCCGUAAAUGAGGCUGCAAUGCGGAGCGGAGGACCUCCUGCAGUCGCUUAGCCACGGAUCUGAUCCGUGCGCAGUCUCGAUCUACAGCAUCCUCUGACUAUUCCGCCGGCCGAAGUUUUGCUGAGGAAAUUUAUCGCCGUCUCCAAAUUGACUCACAUCUCUCUCUUACUGUUCAUCUUCCUCCCCUGACGAUACUCACUGGUAGAUGAACGGAGGGGAGGAGAGUAAAGUCUGGGAACAAGACGGAAACGCGAAUGGCCAGCGCAGUCCAGUUCGCUGGAUAAAGUACAUAUUCCUGAUUCCCCCAUCCUCGUUCCUUCUAUGGCCACCGGCGGCCUGACCCUCUAUCGCCAGUCUGUAACCCUCCUCGUAGCACGGCUCCAACGCCGUCGUCGUGUAGGGUCUACUUUUCUCUCUCCCGACAUCCAUGGCAGCAGUGUCCGUCUGCCUCGCGACAAAAGGAAGCUCCCGUGACGUCUUAUGUCUCAGUGGCUAAUGACUGGAUGACGGUGGUAAUGUGCAGGUCUGCUGAACAACGGCGACUUCGAGACGCCGCCGCCGCGCGGCUUUCCGGUCUUCAACAACAUUGGUGGCGUCGUGGGCGACACCACCGUGCCCGGAUGGACCACCAACGGCACGGUUGAGCUCGUCGAGUCCGACCAGAAGCAGGGAGGGAUGAUCCUCAUCGUCCCCCAAGGUGCUCUUUAACUCCAUGUCUAACUCCAUGUCACCGCCGGUGCCAGAUCCGUGCUAAGCUCUGUACGGUGAUGGUGGUCUGAUGAUGAUGCUUGUGAUGCAGGUGCGCACGCCGUGAGGCUGGGGAACGACGCCCAGGUGCAGCAGGAGUUGGGGACUCUGGAGGGCGGGGCCACCUAUGCCCUCACCUUCUGCGCCGCCCGCACCUGCGCGAUGCUGGAGUCGCUCAACGUCUCGGCCACCCCUUCCGCUGUGACCGCCGCCUCAACAGUGGACCUCCAGACGGUCUACAGCGUUGAAGGAUGGGACGCCUACGCGUGGGCCUUCCAGGCGGCGGGCGGGGACGACGCCGGCGCCACCACCGUCGCGUUCAAGAACCCGGGCAUGGAGGACGACCCCAGCUGUGGGCCCGUCAUCGACAACAUCGCCAUCAAGAAGCUCUUCGUCCCGGACCGCCCGGAGGGCAACGCCGUCGUGAACGGCGACUUCGAGGAGGGACCAUGGAUGUUCCCCAACGCCACUCUGGGCGUGCUGUUCCCUACCAACUUCGCCGAAGAGACGUCGGCCCUCCCCGGCUGGAUCGUCGAGUCCGACAGGGCCGUCCGCUACAUCGACUCGUACCACUUCUCGGUGCCGCAGGGGAAGCGCGCGGUGGAGCUGCUCUCCGGCAAGGAAGGCAUCAUCUCCCAGAUGGUGGAGACCACCCCAGGUAAGCAGUACAGCCUCUCCUUCGCCCUGGGCAGCGCCGGCGACUCCUGCCAGCUGCCCAUGGCCGUCAUGGCCUUCGCCGGCGACCAGGCGCAGAACGUCCACUACUCGCCCACGGGGAACCUGACCUACCAGUCCUCCUCCCUCAACUUCACCGCCACGGCGGAGAGAUCCCGCGUUGCCUUCUACAGCGUCUACUACAACACGAGGAGCGACGAUCGCAGCUCGCUCUGCGGGCCAGUGGUGGACGACGUCCGCGUCUUGUCUCUCUCCGGCGGCGCCACCAGCUCGGGGAGACCGGUCUCUGUCCAGCUGCUCGUCGCGCUCGCCCUCCUCGUGGCCUCGAUCUGA